AUGCAGCAGACCUCUACUUUUGUGCCUCAUGUGUUUUGGUCGGCGAGCAAUUCAUCCACAUCCACAUCAAAUCUGACCACUAGAGCUAUGGAUUCAAUUUCUCCCACCACCCAAACACCUUCAACGAGUAAUGCUUCAUCGCUCUCACCUACUUCCGAUCAUGUGCCUGAGAAACAAGGCGAACGACAGUUGACAGUACCGGACCAUCAAAAGGAUCGGAUUACGGUCCCGUCAGCAUGCGUCGCUUGUCGCUCUAAACAUCUCAAAUGUGAUGGGCUCAGUCCAUGUUCCAGAUGCUCUACUAAUGAAUAUGACUGCAUCUACGUGAGAAGUCGACGAGGCUUCAAAGGUCCUAGACGUAAUGGAGCUCAAAAUAAGACGGCGGUGUCGACAUCUCAAUCGAACAAUCCCCGAGCUUGCCCACUAGUCCGACCAGGGGCAUCAUCGACAACCCUCAACACCACCGGUAAUCCGGGCAACAUUCCCAGUGGAUUAGCUACACCUCCCGACAAUAGACUGCAGACGCUACCGUUCGGACCGGCAGAUCCCCCGUCUUAUGGUAUCAAUAGAGAUCAAACGGUUUUAGAUGUUAAUAAACCACAAUACAGCGGAUUAGAUCUUCGGCAAAAAUGCAUCGAAGCAUUCUUCUAUCAUUUUUGGCCCGCACACCCUUUCCUUCUCCCAAGAGAUGAUUUGCUCAAAGUGUUGAAGGAGAGAAAAAACCUCGAGCAUUUAGAAGCUGCUAUGAGAUAUGUGGGUUCAUUCUACAUCGAUCAAGCACCUACCACGGCACUAUGUCUUGAAGCCGAACGAGCAAUCUAUGAGACGGAUUGUCCCCAAGAUGCAUUCAAGGUCCAAGCUAUGCUGAUCCUUUGUAUUGGACUUGAUGGUUACACAUAUCAAGAGAAGGCCUUACAUAUUCUCAACGAUACUCAAGCAUUGGCGCUACAACUGGGGAUGAAGGAGAGGGAUUUUGCUAAUAUACAUGGUAAUGGCUGGUCUAAAUUGGAAGAGAGCUGGCGUCGUACGUGGUGGGAAAUUUUCGUGGUAGAUGGAAUGAUCGCUGGCGUUCACCAAAAGAGUUUUUUCCCCAUGAAAGAUAUACCCGCAGAAGUUGGACUUCCAUGUGAAGAGUACGAAUAUAUCAGUGGAAACAUCCCAGCCUGUCAUUUCCUUGCAGACUUUGACGACGAAGAUUUUGAACACCGUGAUUUUAACUACUCCUCUUUCACCUAUCGUAUCUCUGCGAUCCGAAACCUAGGUCGACUACUUAGUGGACGUCAAAUCAAUCCUCAUCCCGACAGCCCCGCCGUUGAUCGUCUUGAUGCAUACCUUGUAAACUUCCGUUUACAUCUCCCAGAGAACAAAAGACAACUCAUCAGUAGUGAUGGCAAGCUCGACGAAAUGCUUUUCCAAGCAAACAUGAUCACCGAAGCGUGUGUUCCCCCUUUCUCUUCCCCCUUUCCUAACACCACCUCCGCACCCUCAAACACAUCCACAGAUAUACUAACUCCCACCCCCUUCAGCACAACCAUCGUCCUCCACCGCGAACUCUCCGAACUAGACAGCAGCAUAACCACCCCAAUAACCUCCUGCGCCCCCCACCACCCCAUCACCCCCGGCUCAAACUACAAUCUCCACGCCUCCAAAACCAUCACGGCCGCCCAAUCCAUCUCCAAACUCAUUACUCUACCCAUCCCCUUGAUUCGCCACACGCAUUUCUUCACCUGCGUGGUAACCCUCGCCUCCGUUGUCCAUUUAUCAUGCUGGUCCGUUCUAUACCCGUUACUCAACGACGACGAUCUCAAGCAACAAUUAAAAUUGAAUACCGGGGCGUUAAAAACGCUAUGGCAAGUGUGGCCUAGUGCUGGGCGAGCCUUUGGACAGGUGAAGGGGGUCGCGAGUGAGAUCUGGCAGAGGAAGAAAGAGGUGGUGGAGAGAGGGUGGUGGGGGGAGGUGGGGGAGGAGGUCUUUAUUCGCAAUAUGCAAGAGGAACAGGGGUAUUUGGAGGAAUUGCAGUUACUUGAUGUUCCUGCCCCUCAGGGGUUUUAA
Sclerotinia borealis F-4128 is the source of this 2052-nucleotide messenger RNA. The record is from the annotation of a GenBank genome assembly. NCBI's taxonomy places the organism in Eukaryota, Fungi, Ascomycota, Leotiomycetes, Helotiales, Sclerotiniaceae.